AUGGCAAGGAGCACGUAUGACCAUCGAUGGCAAGAAGCCAUGACGGAAAUCAACGAGCAGGUCCAUAUUGAAGAUCAUACACUUAGUGACGGUCCAACUGGGACAUCAAAUGAACCGCCACCUCAAGCUUCGAUCGUCGAAGCUUUUCAGCAUUAUGCGAGUCUGUACAUUAAAUAUAUUCAGAUUCUUACACGCUUGACUGAGUGCUACGACCAAAUGGUUCAUCCACAAAAGCGCAUUGAUGUAAAGCAAGUGAUUGAAGUUGUUGCGACUCGCGUCGUUGAGCUAAAGCAUCAACUUGUAAAAUGGAAUUUUCCCAAUCCGGAUGUCAUGACACAGCCCGAGCGCAGUUUUCCUUGGGAAUAUGUAAAUCUAGACAAUAUUCUUGUAGAUCUUAAGUUACCACCCGAGACAAUCGAGAUUCCAAUCUCACAAUCUUUUCUGGAUGACCAACACGAAAAUCUUGUUCGGAGAGAUCGACUUGUUAAAGGAUAUAUGAAACUUAAACAUGGUGUAGACUCGAUUCAACUUGAUGCAAUGAAAAAAGCCGCUAUAGCAAAAGAAGCUGGUGUCAUGUCACUAGAUGAAGCCAUUUCUGUGGUCCAGAAGAAUGAAAAAGGUCGUUUAGGUCGUCAGCAAAGCCUCCAUGACCAGGAAUUGCGGGAGCAGGAACGUCAGCGUAAUUUUUAUGAAACAUCUCAAAGUUCACUUGAGAUGGAUCCAGAUGUUGCUGCUGCCAACAUCCAAAGGAUGUUUCGUGGCUUCUGGUCACGUGCUACGGCCGAUCGAGAACGUGAUGCUGAACUUGUGUUUAUAGGCAUGAAGGCACCACUUCUUGAUCGUUCAGCAAUGAACAAGCGCCUUACGGACGCGCGUCUUCAACGCCGAUCUGAACAGCAGGAUAAUAAAGAGGAAUACGAACGAGCAUUAGUUACACUGCAUGAAGUAGUGACUAGUGAAGAAGGUCCGUUGAUGAAGGAAAAGAUGCUGGAAGAACGGAGACGUUGGAUCACAGAUAUCAUGGCAACAGGACAAUUGCCUGAAGAUCUGUCAGGUUUUUAUGCUGCUUCAGUUAGCGGCAAUAGUAGUGAAGAAAUGGCGAUGGCAAAGGCAAAAGAAGAAGAGAUGAAAGCGAAAGCUGACAAGAAAGGAGCUAAAAUGAAGAAAGAGGACAAGAAAAGUGGAAAAGGAGCCAAAGGGAAGGGCAAAGACGUUGCAAUAAAACAGGAAGAAGCACCUGAGAAGCCACCUCCGCUGACGGGACCUUCGGAACUUAGUUCAAAGCUAGCGGGAGGCGUCAUGCAGUAUAGAAAAGUGUGGAUCGAACGUCAAAAGAUGGACAAUUUUUAUCAAAAAUACGACGUCGCUCUUGCGAAGGAUGUUGUACGGGGACCAGUGGAAGUGCAAGUUCGUCAACAAGUGGAUGAGAUGCUGGUUCUUCAGCUUAUGAACAUCAAGACUCAACUUGAGGCAGCAAGUUCCCGGAAAAAGGGAAAAUCGAACAAGGGUAAAGCCAAAAAGAGUAAAGCGAAAAAGGGUAAGAAAAACACGAAAGAGAAAGGAAAAAAGAGCAAACCAUUACCUGGUGAGAAGAUUGCCGAGUUGAAAGGACGUGCUCCUGACUCGUUUUUAAGUAUUUUGGUCGAUUAUCAAAUUGUUCACGCUCCACGUCCCGGGGUGCGCGUUCGUGAUUUUAUCGGAAGUUUCAACCUUCUUGGAACGAUCUUACAGCAUUCAGAUCGUCGAGAUCGAGUGGGAAAUUGGGUUCCUCAAGAUCCUUCAGCAGCUCAAUUACGGCAACUCAUCACAGAAUAUGGUGUUUUACCCUUAAGCUCGCCAUUUAUCAGAGCUCGUACUCCACUGAUACGCUCGAUAAUGCUAUAUGGUCCUCGUGGAUCAGGAAAAACAUUCUUGGUCAGUGCAUUGGCCAACGAGACAGGAGCUCUUUUGCUCAAUCUUUCACCAAGUAAUCUCACUGAUAAAUUUACUGGUAAAAAUGGUCCUACAAAGCUCGUUCAUAUGGCUUUGAUGUUAGCGAAAGCGACUACACUUCAGCCAAUUAUCAUUUACAUCGACGAAUGUGAGCAAAUGUUUGCUGGAAAUGGGAAAAAGACGAAAUCUGCCUCCGUUACAGAGGGACCGGCUCGGUUUAAGAAAGAUCUUUUGUUGUAUGUUAAAACUGCACUUGAACCUUCCGAUCGUGUGCUGGUUGUCGGUACAUCAUCAGAUCCUAAUGCUGCAGAUGUGAAGGAUUUACGAACAUUUUUCGACAAGUUUUUAUAUCUUCCAUACCCAGAUUAUGCGUCGAGAUUAUUGUUAUGGAAACACGCUUUACGCUCUACAAUAUCAGCACAUGCUGCAACGUUAAACUUUUCAUCAAUGGCAACGGUGAUGGCUCUUGCUGCAGCGUCAAUUCCAGCGUCUAAAGCUUCAACUUCAGGACCUGCAUAUUCUCGCUUGCAAGAUGGUCGUCAACAGGAAGCUCUCGAUCUCUCAACACUAACUUAUAUUUCCGAGGGUUAUGCGUCAGGAAGUAUCAUACGUGCAGUAGAAAUCACGCUCACUCCUCAACGCGUCGAGUGUUUGCAUACAUGUCCAUUACGUGAAGAAGAAUUUCUUAAUGCAUUGUCGCAUCAACCUGCCACUUUUAAAGAAGAUAUCGAGAAAUUUAAAACGUUCACGGCACUCAUUACCGGCUUGAAAGAAACUCGUGAUAAGAUACGCAAAGCAGCUAUGGAUGCACUUAAUAUAGACGAUCGAAAAGACACAAAAGGAAAAGGUGAUCAAAAUGGAAAGAAAGGUAAGAAAUAA
This is a messenger RNA of Plasmopara halstedii, 2811 nucleotides long. RefSeq names its product iq and aaa domain-containing. Bases 1 to 2811 code for a protein of 936 amino acids. The transcript has 3 exons. The record is from RefSeq and is a predicted model, not a curated record. Lineage: Eukaryota; Oomycota; Peronosporomycetes; Peronosporales; Peronosporaceae. Gene Ontology annotation, molecular function: ATP hydrolysis activity; protein binding; ATP binding.